Messenger RNA from Chenopodium quinoa (quinoa), 1528 nucleotides. Its product is annotated as putative F-box protein At5g60060. The record is from RefSeq and is a predicted model, not a curated record. The coding region runs from base 370 to 1269 and encodes 299 amino acids. Lineage: Eukaryota; Viridiplantae; Streptophyta; Magnoliopsida; Caryophyllales; Amaranthaceae. The transcript has a single exon.
GAAAAAAGUGAAGAUGGAAGUUAACUGGGCAGACCUGCCGACUGAUUUGGUGGUUCGUAUAGUUGAUAAACACAUAGUAUCAUUUGUAGACGGUCUAGCCUUUUCCGGUGUGUGUCGUUCGUGGCGCAAAGCUUGUGAUACAGUCAAUUUGAAGCGGAAGUGGGAUUGUCAAAUGCCGUGGCUUAUGUUAACUGAUGGCAACCAGGAUAUCAACGAGGAUGAAUGGAUACAGUAUCUGGAACCUGAUCGUUUAGAGAAUGUGAUUGAAGCAGAGAGUGUUGAAGACAAGUUUGAUGAUAUUAAUACUACUCGAGGCUUGUUGGAUUUAACGCAUGAGAAAGUUAGGUGUUACAAUGUCAAGUGUGAUCUAUGAAUUGUUGGGGAUCAUCUCAUGGUUGGAUACUAACUCAUGGGAUUGAUGAUAACAUGUACUUAUUUAACCCUCUUACCAAGGAUCGCCUCGAUCUCCCUUGUCGCCGUACAAUCCCCUUCCUUUGGGAUAAUUCUGGUGAAUUCCUUGGUGCAUAUUUCAUAAACAGGGCUGUUGUACUUAAGGUGUCAGGUGAUACUUUAUUGGUGGUACUUAUAUAUGAUGCCUAUCUUAGAGCUGCAAUUGCCAAGCCCGGGGACACACAGUGGACACCAAUUAUAUCUGAGAAAAGGGCUAUUUACCGGAGGGUUAUGGAUGUAUUAUACCGUAGGGAUAAUCUUGGUACCGAUGGACUUGUAUUCGUGAAUGAGAGUGGCAAUAUUGCACUGGUAAACCUUGAUGAUGUUCAGAAUAAGAAACCUCUGGCAUUAAGUUGGUACGGAUGUUACGUACCGUAUAUACAAACCUACAUAGUUAAUUCUGGUCAGGAUCUUCUGUUGGUAUUGAGGAUAUUUGAGACGGAAACAAACGAUGAAGGAAAGGUCAGAGAAGGUGAACAUGAUAUUGAUCAUUACAAGACAGUUAAUUUUAAGGUUUACAAGUUUCAGUUUGAUGACAGGAGUUGGGAAGAGUUGAAAGAUUUGCAAGAUGUUGCUCUAUUUGUGGGUAACAAUGCAACUAUGUCUGUUCGUGCAAGUGAGAUGGGAUGCCAACGCAAUUGCAUAUACUUUACAGAUACUUACACAUUCGGUUCUAAUGCCACCAAAGAUAAACUUGCGGGACAUGACUUUUGUGUUUUUCAAAUGGGUGACAAUAUCAUCCGACCAUUGAAGCUGGAGAAUAACACCCACUUACGCUCUUCCUAUUGUUGUCCCAUGUGUUUUCGUCCAGCAAUUUAAUUCUAAAAUCGAUUUUGUCUUCCAACUUGUUUAUAUUCUUGUAACACAUACUCACGCAGCGUUAUUUAUUAUUUAUUGGUAUCUAAAAGUACAUAAUAUACUACUACUCUUGUCCGGAAAAAAAAAAAAAAAAAAAACAACUCAAUUACUUGUUUUUGACCUACCUUACUCGUUUAACACUUUAACCCAUGAUCACUUACUAAGUUACUAUUACAAAGGGUAAACAUUCAACACCCACUUAAAGCACUAACCUUAUCUA